This is a messenger RNA of Entelurus aequoreus (snake pipefish), 1962 nucleotides long. RefSeq names its product sterile alpha motif domain containing 1a (gene samd1a). The transcript has 7 exons. The record is from RefSeq and is a predicted model, not a curated record. Gene Ontology annotation, molecular function: DNA binding; protein binding. NCBI's taxonomy places the organism in Eukaryota, Metazoa, Chordata, Actinopteri, Syngnathiformes, Syngnathidae. Bases 223 to 1473 code for a protein of 416 amino acids.
GUUUCGCUCGCAACUCCGCCAGUCCACCUUAAGCGCACGAGCAGACUACGGCGAGGUUUCCGCUUGUCACUCGCGACUCCCGAGAGUCUCCGAACUAAACUCACGUAAGUCACGCAGCUUUGACGCGGAGGACGGACAACUAAACUCACGUAAGUCACGCAGCUUUGACGCGGAGGACGGACAACUAAACUCACGUAAGUCACGCAGUUGGAGGGAAGAACAAUGUCCGACUCCAAGUACCGAGAGUGGAUCUUGGACACUAUCGACUCCCUGCGCUCCAGGAAAGCCCGGCCGGACUUGGAGCGGAUCUGCCGGAUGGUCCGCAGGCGUCACGGCUCCGAGCCCGACCAGACGUGCACGGAACUGGAGAAACUGAUCCGCGAGCAGACGGUGCUCAAAGUCAACUACAAGGGCUCCAUUUCCUACCGCAACGCCGCCAAGGUUCAGCGGAGGUGCCGCAAGAAGGACGACGCGGUGUCGGCGACUGGAGGGGGAGGAGGAGGAGCGGCGGUGGCGGCAAAGAGCGCGGCGGACGACGCCAGUCAUUCGGACUUGAGCAACGGGGACAGCGCGCUCGGUGCGGCGGACCAGGACGACGACGAUGACGAGGAGGAGGCUGACAUCUCCAUGGCGAUGGACACAGACAGUAAUGCGGAUGAGGAAGGGGGAGACGAGAGCCGGGACAGACACUACGGACCCUCCCCGGGCCCUGCGUGCCAAGUCACGGCCACGCAGGUGGGGGGGGUGCGAGCGGCCUCCGCCCCCUGCUCUCCGUCUGGCCCUCGGCCCGGUCCCGGCGGCCCCCCGGGCUCGGGCCUGGACUGCGUGUUUUUCCAGAGUGCUGGUACAAGGCCCAGCUCCUUGCCCCCCUCCAGCCCCCGGACCCUCCCGCACAAUGAAUGGUCUUAUGGUGCCGCUGGCGGCCCCGUGGAGCGCCAGGACCCCGGCGUGCAGACCCACAAAGUAGUCCACCAUGUGGUGCUGAAGGAGCACGUGCAGAAAGAAGACAAGAAGGAGGACGGCAGUCCUCUCUCAGACCAGCUGGUCCCGGACUACGCAGCACAACUGGAGAGGAGCGCAGAUGUGUCCGAGGGACGCGCCCAGGUUUUGUCAUCUUCAGAUGACUGCACCUUGAAGAAGAACGCAGAGACACUGUCCUCCUUCCCACAGGCCAACAACGUCCUGGUGAAUGGUGAUCAAAGCCAAGACGUCUCGGUGAAGAAGGAGAAGAUGAGUCAGAACUUGCUGCAGUGGAGCGUGGCAGACGUGGUCACUUACUUCUCUGAGGCUGGCUUUCCAGAGCAGGCACUGGCCUUCAGGAUGCAGGAGAUAGACGGCAAGUCUUUGCUCCUCAUGCAGCGCAGCGACGUGCUGACAGGCCUGUCCAUCCGCCUCGGCCCUGCACUCAAAAUCUACGAGCGCCACAUCAAGGUUCUCCAGAGGACCCACUUCCUGGAGUGUGAGGACCUUUAAGGCGGUCCUGGAUAACACACCAGACAAUAUACGGAUGAAGAGGGGAGAAUAGUGUGUGACUUUAAGACGUUCAUCCUACCUCUCAUGAGCCUCAUUCCACCCUCGCGCAAAGGAGGAGCGCUGGCCCUUUAAGAAGAGCCACACUCUGCAUCUUGAAGCCAUGGGCGUGCACCUUGUGGACUUCCUUUCUUCCUUUAUUCCUCACUGACCGCGAAGUGCUGCACUUUGGACUCAAAUCAGAACCUUCUUCCAACUCAUCCGAGAUGGCACCUUCCCAAAAAGACGCAGGUAAAACCCGAGUUCCUGCAGUAGCUGCUAACACUUCCUUGUUUUGUACUUACCUGUUUAAUAAUACAACAGAUGCAAUAUUUGUUAGCAUUCAUGUUUUUGUGUUUUGUGUCCUCCAAAGAAGACACUUGAAGUAUGUAACAUUCCAUAGGCUGAAGUUCACUUAAAGCAGUCCUUCAAAAAUAAAAGCCUUCAUUCAGC